AUGAUGGAGCACCCCGCCGCAGUGGAGGAGGGAGAGAAGAAAAGCAGCAGCAGCAUCUCGUACGCAACCCCGUGGGUCGCCAACGGACUGUCGUGGGCAAAUCAGCCCAACAAGCCCUUCCGCCUGGCCAUCUCGUCCUACACUAAGGAUUACCGCAACUACGUAGACAUUGUGGAGAAGAAUGAGGACAACGAGAUCGUCUGCCGUGCCUCCUGGGAGCACUGCUACCCUCCGACCAAGGUCACCUUCCCUCCGCGUCCUCUGCAAUCCGACGUUGUGAUCACCACCGCAGACUAUUUGCGUCUGUGGGAGAUCACCGAGGGUGCCCCAAAGGCAGAAAAGGCAGCCUCCACCCGUGGUGACCCGCAGCACGCAGCGAAGGCCAAAACGAUCGACUCGAAAGUGACGAUGAAGCGCGUCUUCGACAGCGCAAAGCCGAACGACUUUUGCUCGCCAGUGACCUCGUGCGACUGGAACAGCGAAGACAUCAACACCGUGGCGUGCUGCAGCAUCGACUCCACGGUGACGUUGUGGGACGUGGAGACGGGGGCGCAAAAGACGAAGUUGGUGGCGCACGACAAGGAUGUCUAUGAUAUUGCGUUUGCCUCUGCUCACACCUUUGCUAGCUGCGGCGCUGACGGCUCUUUGCGCUUUUUUGAUCUUCGUAACAUGGAUCACUGUACUAUUCUCUACGAGACGCAAGGGCUCUCGCCGCUGCUGCGCCUGGCCUGGAAUCAGUUUGACCCCUACUUCAUCGCCACCUUUGGCAUUGAUAGUCCCGAUGCGGUAGUGAUUGACAUGCGCUAUCCGACAGUGCCGGCCUCCCAGCUCUCCCAGCUGCAUCAACUGCCCAUUAACAAUCUCACCUGGUCGCCACAAAACGCGCAGAACAUCUGCACCGUGGGCGAGGAUGGCCUGGUGUGUGUGUGGGAGGCUAGGGCGGAAAAAGGUCGCUCCAUCUUAUGGUGUGACUGCGAGGUGCCCAUCAACAAUGUGGCGUGGCGCCGUGCCGAAAACGAAGACUGGAUGGCCAUUACCACCUCGAAGGGCGCUCAGCUGCUGCCGUUGUAG
Messenger RNA from Leishmania mexicana MHOM/GT/2001/U1103, 1071 nucleotides. RefSeq lists its product as hypothetical. The coding region runs from base 1 to 1071 and encodes 356 amino acids. Gene Ontology annotation, molecular function: protein binding. Gene Ontology annotation, cellular component: nucleus. The record is from RefSeq and is a predicted model, not a curated record. The transcript has a single exon. Lineage: Eukaryota; Euglenozoa; Kinetoplastea; Trypanosomatida; Trypanosomatidae.